Molecule: messenger RNA, 2091 nt
Organism: Corticium candelabrum
Lineage: Eukaryota; Metazoa; Porifera; Homoscleromorpha; Homosclerophorida; Plakinidae
Product: coiled-coil domain-containing protein 146-like
Exons: 14
Coding region: 1-2091 (696 amino acids)
Cellular component (GO): cytoskeleton
Source: RefSeq, a predicted model, not a curated record
AUGAUUUGUUGUAUAAUUUUUGUUUUUUUUGUUUGUUGUCAGUUGGAUCAGAUAAAGGAGCAGCAGAGACUUCUUCAGUCUGAACAUGAAGAGUGCAAUGAUUUAGUUGAUAAACAACAGCGAUCAAAUGAAGCUUUGGAGAGAGACUAUCAACAAUUUGAAAAAGACUACCGAUUGCAAUGUGAACGAAGAGACGCUUGCCUGGGUGACAAAGCAACAUUGGAUAUAAAUUUUCAGCAUGCAUCUGUUGAGUUUAAACUUCAACUUGAAACUCAUAGUCGAUGCUGCAGAGAAAAAGAAAGGGAGCUGAAGCAUGUCAAAAGAGCAGAAUUACAAUUGAAGAAUGCAAGGGAGACAUUGGAACAGACAAGGGCUGCAUAUGUUCGACUGAAGACAGAGGUAGAGGAAUUUACAAAGAAUGCAGAGAUUCGGUCUCAGAAACAACAUGAAGUUAAGGAUGAAGUAAGCAUGUUGAGGAGACAAGCUGCAUUACUGGAGAACUUGUCAUCAACUGAAAAGGCUGCAUUAGAUGAUGCUUUGCAUCAUGAACAUAUUCUUUCUGAAUUCUUGAAAGAUGUGAAAGAGGUUACGCGAAACAACAAUCGUGUAAUCACAUUGAAGACAAUUGAAAGAGAUCAGAAAGCUAGAGAAACUCACAGGGCAAAUUCUCGAUUAAGAGUUAUCUAUGAUGAUGUGAAGACAAAGGAGAAUGUGAUAGAAGAAAGCAGAAAAAGAAAUAGAGAGAUAGAAGGAAGACUUAAACAAUAUGCAGAAAUGUAUGAUGUCUUGAAAGCAGAGAGAAACAAGUGUGUCACUCACAUACAGACAACUACUCAGAAAGCAGGAGAAAUGCACGAGAAGAUUAAGAUAUUACAAAAUGAAAUUGAGAUUCUCCAAGCAAGUAUUGCUUCUAAGGAACGGCUGACUGCUAAGUCUCACUUAAAAGUCACUCAAAGUGUUAUGUUGAGAGACAGCAUUAAGAAUGAGCUGUGCAAACAGCAGAGAGUCCUAGAGGAAUAUCAUUCAAGAACAAAGAGACAAGUUAAGAAUAUAGAAAAUCUAAAUAGAAUAAUCAAUGCAGCUGAGGAGCAGAUGGUCCAGCUGAGGAAGCGGUAUGAGCAGUCUGUGCAAGAAAGAAAUGACAGGGGUGUCCAGUUGAUUGAACGAAAUGAGGAAGUUUGCAUUUUCUAUGAGAAGUUGAACCUUCAAGACACAAUGAUGCGCAGUGGAGAUAUUGAGAUGCAAGGAAAGAGCGAAGAAAUUAGGUUUAUGACUAUGGAAAUAUCUGAUCUAAAGCGAGAAAUUGAUGUCUUGCGUUCUGCUGUCCCUAACAAACGAGGCACUGAGGAUGGGCUUACAACUGUUCAGAUCCAAUUGGAACAAUGUAAGGAAAGAAUGGAAGAGCUGGAGGCACAGCUUCAAUCUCCUUCAGCUCAGAACACUCGCCUCUUGGAGGGAGUCGAUAUGUCACUUGAAGAUGCUGAAAGAAAGAUUGAGGAGCUUGAAGUUCGGUUGGCUGACAAAGAGGAGUUGCUGUUAGAAAAAGAGCUUGUCCUAGAAGAGGUUUCCCGACUUUGUGAGAGGGCAAGGAAAAAGGCAGAGAGUGGUAAACAAGACACUCUUACCUUAGCAAAGAAAGUGAAUGAUUUCCAGUCUCAAAUCAAGCUGACUACAAGGAAAAUGAUGGCUAUAGUGUCAGAGCUAUCAAUGAAUCAAGCCAAUGUGCUUAAACUCGAGCAGUCUGCAAAAGAAAAGGAAGCCAAUCUGGAAAUAUGUAAAUUAAGAAUGGAGUGUGGGGAGUGCCCCAGUGACGAGGUAGAAAGGGAAUGGAAGAAACAGGAAUCAACAAUGCAGACAAAGGAGACAGACAAGAAACAGCAAAGGGAAGCCGGCGAGGAUGCACAACAGUAUGAAUUAGCGAGUGGGGUAUUCACCACAGCUGAGCCAAGACCGAAUGCCUACAUUCCUGAAGGAGAUGGAGAAUUACCACUACCCAAACCAUACGGCGCACAUGCACCAUUCAAACCAUCAGAACCCGGAUCAUCAAUGAGACACAUUAAGAAGCCAGUACAGAAACCAAUAGAACUAUAA